This is a messenger RNA of Lachancea lanzarotensis, 2205 nucleotides long. It is a transcript of the gene PBY1, whose product is annotated as LALA0S09e03730g1_1. The transcript has 2 exons. The record is from RefSeq and is a predicted model, not a curated record. Gene Ontology annotation, cellular component: P-body. Gene Ontology annotation, molecular function: hydrolase activity. Lineage: Eukaryota; Fungi; Ascomycota; Saccharomycetes; Saccharomycetales; Saccharomycetaceae. The coding region runs from base 1 to 2205 and encodes 734 amino acids. Gene Ontology annotation, biological process: protein modification process.
AUGCACAUUUUCCUCACAAACGACGAUGGUCCUCCAGAUGCUAGGGCUUCCCCAUAUUUGCGCCAUUUCAUCCAACAUAUACUGACAACUCGUCCCGACUGGCAUCUCACAAUCUGUGUGCCAGACCAACAACGAUCUUGGAUCGGCAAGGCGAUAUUCGUGGGUCGUGAUGUACAUGCACGUUUUGCUUACAUGAGCCGCGAUGCCAUUGAUGACGUAAUGACCGGCCCGUAUCUGCAACCGCAACGUUCUGUGCAGGGCACCAAGCUUCCAUGCGUCUCGAACGAAGGUAUCGCAUCAGAUGCCAUCGAGUUCUGUCUUGUCGACGGAACCCCCGCAACAGCUACCGACGUUGGUCUUCAUCAUUUGACUACUAACAAAUUCGACCUAGUUGUCUCAGGUCCCAACGUAGGACGCAAUUCUUCUGCAGGCUACGUAACCUCUAGCGGAACCAUCGGAGCAGCUAUGGAGGCAGUCAUCUCCAGCGGUGUUCGUUCAGUAGCUUUGUCGUGGGCCUACUUUGAUGGUGUAAAGUAUGUGGAAGAUCAUAUUCUUAAAAGCGCCUCCGAACAAAGUUGUCGAGUCAUUGAGCAUCUAAUCGGAAACUGGAAUACGGACACUCAGCUCUAUAAUGUCAACGUCCCACUCCUUGAUUCUCUUUCCUCUAAAACGAAGGCUAUCUACACGCAUAUAUUGGAAAACCAGUGGUGCUCCGUCUACAGUGCAGGGUUCGAUGCAGACACCGGCCAGGCCAAAGAGCAAAUUUCCGACGUUGAAUCUGGCAACAAAGGCAUCACUUUUACAUGGCAACCGAAUUUCCAAAAACAACGGGAGGCCAUUUUUCAGAGUCCACCAGACAGUAAGAAUGAUGGACGGACAAUCGAAGCGGGACUAAUUAGCGUGACACCGCUACGAGCCGUAUUCCAUCAGGUUCAAGGCUUACUUGGAGAGCUGUCUUUGAAAGAACCAGUCUCUAUUCAGAGUCAUAUUGACGAAGCAACCGUGAGCAAAAAAGAGGGUUUUUUACUCCUUACCGUUCCUUCGAACGAGUACAUCUAUGCUCCUUUAACAUCUUCAAUUGAAUCUCGGUUGCCCAAUGUCAAAAUAGUAAGGUCGCUUCCAAAAAACGCGGAGGGUUUAAAAAUCCUUCAUUACGGUGAUUACGAGCAUAUCGACAUGGACAAACUGGUCUCAGACGAUACUUAUUUUGCUAACACGUACGUCUAUCGCAAAGCGCUCAUUCGCAAGCACUUUCUUGCCCAUACGAUACAUUCAUACGUUGUAAAGCACUCGGAAUCUGCGCUUGCCAAGGCAUAUCUCGAAACUUUUACCAUAGACGUUGACUACGCGGAGUUCCUGGAUGAUGCUUUGGACGAAAAUUGGGAAUUAAGGCAAGAACUUGAGUCCGAGGAGAAAUGGUGGAUACUGAAACCCAGUAUGAGCGACAAAGCACAAGGAAUUAGAGUCUUUAAGACUAUUGGAGAUCUUCAAUCUAUUUUCGAUUCGUUUGACGAGGAACCCACCGAUGACGAAGGUGAAAUGAACCCCAAUAGCAUCGUCACUUCUCAGUUGCGCCAUUUCAUUGUCCAGGAAUAUAUGACAAACCCACUAUUGGUGCCUUCUCUUCAAAAUAGAAAGUUUCACAUUCGAUGCUACGUGACCUGCGUCGGCGAUUUAGAAGUUUACGUGUACGAUCGUAUGCUAGCCCUGUUUGCCCCGGAGACUUUCAAAAGACUCACCGACGACUAUAUUGCUACCGAUUCACAACAACUGGCCUGCCAUUUAACAAAUACAUGUCUUCAGGAUGAUGUGCAAAUCAAAGAGACAACUGUAAAAGAAUUGGACACGUUGAAGGAGCUGUCUACCAGCGACCGGCUCAAAAUAAAGUCUCAGAUACAUGAAAUAACCCGUGAGCUUUUCUUGGCUGCAGUGACGACAAACAGAAUCAAUUUUCAGCCCCUACCAAAUGCCUUCGAAACUUAUGGAUUAGAUUUUCUGGUUGAUUCUUUUUUGAAUGUGAAAGUUCUAGAGGUGAACGCCUAUCCUGAUUUCAAGCAAACAGGAACAGAGUUGAAAGGCGUGAUUGAUGAGCUCUUUGACGAAGUCACCAAAAACUGCAUAGUUCCACUUUUUGAGGGCACUAAAGCCGCGUAUGAGACCUCAAACUUUGUCAGAGUCCUUGACCAUCAGUCGCAUGGCUGGUAA